Messenger RNA from Dictyostelium discoideum AX4, 1527 nucleotides. Its product is annotated as UPF0027 family protein. Gene Ontology annotation, biological process: RNA processing; tRNA splicing, via endonucleolytic cleavage and ligation. The record is from RefSeq and is a predicted model, not a curated record. Gene Ontology annotation, molecular function: ligase activity, forming phosphoric ester bonds; RNA ligase (GTP) activity. Gene Ontology annotation, cellular component: tRNA-splicing ligase complex. The coding region runs from base 1 to 1527 and encodes 508 amino acids. The transcript has a single exon. Lineage: Eukaryota; Evosea; Eumycetozoa; Dictyosteliales; Dictyosteliaceae.
AUGACAGAUUCAGUAGUUAGAGGAUUUGAAGAUGAAUUAUCAUUUAUUGAAAAGAUAGAUUCAGUUAGAUAUAGAGUUAAAAAAGGAUUUGUACCAAAUAUGAAUGUUGAUGGUAUGAUCUAUGUUAAUGAUUCAAUUAAAGAUUAUUUAUAUGAAGAAUUGGAACAAUAUUCAAAACGUGGUGUUAGUGGAUUUUUACCAGCAGUUAAACAGAUUGCAAAUGUUGCAAGUUUACCAGGUAUUGUGGGACAUUCAUUGGGUAUGCCUGAUAUUCAUAGUGGCUAUGGGUUUAGUAUUGGUAAUGUUGCAGCAUUUGAUACAGAGGACCCGCUAUCGAUCGUUUCACCUGGGGGUGUUGGUUUCGAUAUUAAUUGUGGUGUAAGAUUAUUAAGAACCAAUUUAACAGAGAAAGAUAUUGAACCAAUUAAAGAACAACUUUGCCAAUCACUUUUCGACCAUGUACCAGUUGGUGUGGGCUCCAAGGGUGUCAUACCAAUGAAUAUAAAGACCCUAAAUCAAGCAUUGGAAAUGGGUGUCGACUGGUCAUUGGGUGAGGGUUAUGCAUGGGUUGAGGAUAAAGAGCAUUGUGAAGAGUAUGGCAGAAUGUUGAAUGCCGACCCAACCAAAGUGUCCGAGAGGGCAAAGAAGAGGGGUUUGCCACAAUUGGGUACUUUGGGAGCUGGUAAUCAUUAUUUAGAGGUGCAGGUGGUCGAUGAAAUCUAUGAUAAAGCAGCUGCAAAUAAAAUGGGUAUCGAUAGACAAGGUCAAAUUUGUAUUAUGAUUCAUAGUGGUAGUAGAGGUUUGGGUCAUCAAGUUGCAACCGAUUCCUUGACUCUAAUGGAGAAAGCAAUGGCAAGAGAUCACAUUCAUUUAAAUGAUAAACAAUUGGCAUGCUCAAGAAUUAACAGUACCGAAGGUCAAGACUACCUCUCUGGUAUGGCUGCCGCCGCAAAUUUCGCUUGGGUAAAUAGACAAAGUAUGACUUUUCUAACAAGACAAGCAUUUGCCAAAGCAUUCAAUUCAACCCCUGACGAUUUAGAUAUGCAUGUAAUCUAUGAUGUGUCUCAUAAUAUAGCAAAAUUCGAAGAACACAAUGUAAAUGGUAGACCAAAGAAAUUAUUAGUACAUAGAAAAGGUGCAACUCGUGCAUUUGCACCUCAUCAUCCAUUGAUACCCGUCGAUUAUCAAUUCACUGGUCAACCAGUAUUAAUUGGUGGUACAAUGGGUACUUGUAGUUAUGUUUUAACUGGUACUGAAUUAGGUAUGAAUGAAACUUUUGGUUCAACUUGUCAUGGUGCAGGUAGAUCUUGUUCAAGAAAUAAAUCUAGAAAUAAUUUAUCAUACACUGAUGUCUUGGAUAGUUUACAAGCAAAAGGUAUUAGUAUUCGUGUUGCAUCUCCAAAAUUAGUUAUGGAAGAAGCUCCUGAAUCUUAUAAAGAUGUUGUACAAGUUAUUGAAACUUGUCAUAAAGCUGGAAUUUCAAAAAAAUCUGUAAAAUUAAGACCAAUUGCUGUUAUUAAAGGUUAA